Molecule: messenger RNA, 3629 nt
Organism: Pogoniulus pusillus (Red-fronted tinkerbird)
Lineage: Eukaryota; Metazoa; Chordata; Aves; Piciformes; Lybiidae
Gene: ZIC2
Product: Zic family member 2
Exons: 3
Coding region: 841-2268 (475 amino acids)
Biological process (GO): regulation of transcription by RNA polymerase II
Cellular component (GO): nucleus
Molecular function (GO): RNA polymerase II cis-regulatory region sequence-specific DNA binding; DNA-binding transcription factor activity, RNA polymerase II-specific
Source: RefSeq, a predicted model, not a curated record
AGCAGCGCCCACCGAAAUAAACAGAAGAGCGAGACAGAGUGAGGACGCGGGCGGAGCGAGGCUGCAACUCCACCAGCCCGACCGUGCCGCUCCGGCUCCGGCGCUCCGCGGCCCCUUCCCGCCCCCUGCCUCCCCUCCCUCCCCUCCCCACCCCCACCACCGCCCUUAUUGUUUUUAAUCCGCCUCCGGCACCCCCCCUCCCCCCUCUCCCCUCUCCACGCCCCUCCGCGGAGGCGGCGCGGGGCACCCCCCGGGUCCCUUCGCUCCGUGGGAACCUGCGGCUGCAAGUUUUUCUCCGUGAGAGACACCGCUAAUGCCCGGCGGAGGAUAAAACGAGAGCAGGGGCCCGGGGGUGACGAGGGGCCCGAGGCGGCGGGGAGGGCCGCGGCCCACGCGGGUAGCGGCGCGGAGCAGGGCGGGCUGGCAUCCCGGUGGCGGCGGAGGGGGUGGCGGUGGCGGUGUGUUUGUGUAUGAGUGUGAGUGUGUGCGUGCCGCAGGGAACGGCCAGGCGAGCUUUGCCCCCCCCCCCUCCCCGUCCCCAGCCCCGUCCCUCCCCUGCUCCCCCUCCCCUCCCCUGCCCGCCCCCGCCUCAGCUCCUUUAAUACACUUUGGUUCUCCGCUCGCCUUUGGACUCUGCUCUGCCUGGCUCCGGAUACGGCUCCGGCGGCGGCGGCUGCGGGUCGGUGCGGGCGCGGGCGGCGGCGGGGGGACGCGACGACUGCCGGGGGGAAUCGGCGCGGAGCGGCGGCGGCAGCCCCGCGCCGUGCCGGGCGGGCGACAGCAGCCCGGCAGCGGUAGCGGGGUGGCGACAGCGGCGGCGUCCCUGGAGUGGAGCGGACCAUGCUGCUGGACGCCGGCCCGCAGUUCCCGGCCCUCGGCGUGGGCACCUUCGCCCGGCAUCACCACUCGGCCGCGGCGGAGAUGCAGGACCGAGAGCUGAGCCUGGCAGCACAGAACAGCUUCGUGGACUCGGCGGCGGCGCACAUGGGCGCCUUCAAGCUCAACGCCGGCGCCCACGACCUCUCCCCCGGGCAGAGCUCGGCGUUCACCUCGCAGGCGCCCGGCUACCCCGCCGCCGCCCUCGGGCCCCACGCCGCCCACGUCGGCUCCUACUCCGGGGCACCGUUCAACUCCACCCGGGACUUCUUGUUUCGCAGCCGUGGCUUCGGGGACUCGUCGCCGGCCGGCGGGCAGCACGGCAUCUUCGGCCCUGCGGCCGGCAGCCUGCACCAUCCGCACACGGACGCUCAGAGCCACCUCCUCUUUCCAGGCAUCCACGACCAGCACGGCCCCCACGCGUCUCAAAACGUCCUCAACGGGCAGAUGCGCCUGGGCUUGCCGGGGGAAGUGUUCGCCCGGUCGGAUCAGUAUCGCCAGGUCUCCAGUCCCAGGACUGACCCGUAUUCGGCGGCUCAGCUGCACAACCAGUAUGGCCCCAUGAAUAUGAAUAUGGGCAUGAACAUGGCAGCCCAUCACCACCAUCACCCAGGUGCCUUUUUCCGCUACAUGCGACAGCAGUGCAUCAAGCAAGAGCUUAUCUGCAAAUGGAUCGACCCUGAGCAGCUGAACAACCCCAAAAAAAGUUGCAAUAAAACUUUCAGCACCAUGCACGAGUUGGUCACCCACGUCUCGGUGGAGCAUGUUGGGGGACCCGAGCAAAGCAACCAUGUCUGCUACUGGGAGGAGUGUCCCCGGGAAGGCAAGCCCUUCAAAGCGAAAUACAAACUGGUCAAUCAUAUUCGAGUGCACACAGGAGAGAAACCCUUCCCCUGUCCCUUCCCCGGCUGUGGAAAAGUUUUCGCCAGAUCAGAAAACCUCAAAAUUCACAAAAGGACGCACACAGGGGAGAAGCCCUUUCAGUGCGAGUUUGAAGGCUGCGAUCGGCGCUUCGCCAACAGCAGCGACCGCAAGAAGCACAUGCACGUCCACACCUCGGACAAGCCCUACCUGUGUAAGAUGUGCGACAAGUCCUACACCCACCCCAGCUCCCUGCGGAAGCACAUGAAGGUGCACGAGUCGUCCCCGCAAGGCUCCGAAUCCUCCCCAGCCGCCAGCUCCGGCUACGAGUCCUCCACCCCCCCGGGGCUGGUGUCCCCCAGCGCCGAGUCGCAGAGCACCAGCAACCUUUCCCCGGCUGCGGCGGCAGCGGCGGCGGCAGCGGCGGCAGCAGUGUCCGCCGUGCACCGGGGAGGCGGCAGUGGCAGCGGCGGAGGCGGUGGCGGCGGCCACAGCAGCCUCUCCUCCAACUUCAACGAGUGGUACGUGUAGGGCCCCGCCAGACUGCUCUGCACGGCCCCACCGUGCCCUCUGCUCUCCUCCCGCCCCAGAGGCGGUGGCAGCGGCGGGCAGGAGGGAGCGAAUCCGCCGGAGAUGCGCCAGGAGGUGACACGGCACCCACUGGCAGUGACAUGACGACCGAGCAGGAUGGGGACGGGUUUCUUUAUCUUCCCACACCCCACCUGCCUUCGGGUCUUUUUUUUUGUUGUUGUUGUUGUUGGAAUUUUUUCCUUUCGUUUCUUUCCGAUAACAUUUUGAACAAGAAAAAAAAAAAAAAUCUAUAAAAGUAUGUCCUGACAAUGUAAGAGAAGGAGUAAAUAAACAGAGGAAUGGAAAGAGAAGAGAGAAGGGUGGAAAGACGAGCCUAUAUGCCAUCAACACACCACCCAGCAAAACUCUUCCCAAGCCAACGGAAAGAAACUCUCUCUAGAGCCUUCAGACAAAAGAUCAGAGACUCAAACCCCUCUGGCCCUGCGCCUGCUGGUCCGGAGCAGUCAGCAGCCUCCUGCCCCACGAACUGUGUACAUAGCGGCCCUCUCCUUCCUCUGGUGAGGUGGGAAACAAAGUUUUCCUGGAUUCUUGGUGUAUAGAAGUUUGUCCCUUUUGUAAACCGCGGAUUGGUUCUUUUCUUUCUUAUUCUUCUUUUUUAUUGUUUUUGGUCCUUUUUUUUUUUUUUUGUGGGGGCGGGUGUCUUUCUUUUUUCCUCUUCUUCCCUGAGAAAGUGAUGGACUUGUUUUCUUUUCUCCCAUUCCCCCUCCUUGCCUCCCUCUCUCCUAAUUUUUUUAGUUCACUCCUUAUAAAAAAAGUAACGUGGAAGAAAAAAUGGUUUCUUUUGUAAUUGUGAUAUCUUGAAUAUUGUGUUCCUUUUUAAGAGGCAACUUGAUUGUAAACUGCAUUUCAACUAUAGACUGGGGGAGAAAUACCGUGCCAAAGUCUCCAUUCUGUUACAGACACACACACGAACAACGCUUGUGAAUGUAUUUUUUUCUGUUAGCUGGGUUUACAUGUGAUGUUUUAGUGCUUUUGCAAGUUCAAUUUGUUAGUUCCUGUUCAGAAGAUUGUGAGAAAAAAAAAAAAAUAAACGUCGUGCCGUUAGCUUUUCUGUAAUAACACCCUUCCUCCUGUAAAUACCUGUUACCAUAUUUAUCCAUUUGUAAUUAAAUUAUGGUAUUAACUUGCUACAGAGGAAACAGUAUUUAUAAAGAAUGUUUCUUAACUAUAAAUAUGUACAAUUGUGAGCAUAAACUGUUUCAGAUUUUUUAUUUGAAGGUUUUAAGUGGUUUCAUCAUUUCUUGUGAUAUGUUUUGAGAGUAAUGCAUACAGAAAUAUAAUAAAACGUGUUGAAACUGCAA